AUGGCCAGUGAAUGUAAAAACCAACGAAACUGUUCUACGUGUGGGGGUAAGCACCAUACUCUACUGCAUUUGGAAAAAACCGAACCGAACGUUACCACGACCCAUUUAACCGUUGCGGCUGCAGAAACAAAAGGUUAUCAUACGUCCGUUUUAUUAGCGACAGCCUCUGUAGUUCUGCAAAACAAAAAUGGUCAAUCGGUUACAGUAAGAGCACUACUUGACAGCGCAAGUCAAAGUAGCUUUGUCACUGAACGUUGUGUCCAGCUUUUAGGCUUAAAAAGAGAAAAGUGUGAUGUAACCGUUCAAGCGUUGUCCGGAGCUGAAGUCCCAGCGGUAAGAGGAAGAGCUAAUGUCGAAGUACGACCGGUCGACCAACAAAGUCCCAUGUUCAGCAUUGACGUUUUAAUUCUAACGCGUAUUACUGGACCAGUUCCGUCGAAAAGAGUGUGGAAUCAUUCAUGGCCACACAUCAAAGGUUUGAAGUUAGCCGAUCCAUCGUUUGCCGAAGCGUUACCAGUUGAUGUCUUGCUCGGCGCUGAUGUCUUUCCACAGCUUCUCUUAGGCGACAAGGAAGAAGGUGAGGUAGAUGAACCGAUAGCGCUAUCUACGGUGUUUGGCUGGGUUUUGAUGGGUAAAACGACCAACGGUCCAAAACAACAAAUUAUCACCUUAUGUUCGUCUGAAUCCGUAAAUCAUACGUUACAACAAUUUUUCGAGAUCGAAGAAGUUCCAAAAGUUGAGAAAAAUAACCCAGCCGAUUUAGAGUGUGAGCAAAUUUAUCAAACAACCACAACACGACAACAAGAUGGACGAUACAUAGUGCAUCUUCCGUUCACACGAAAUCCCCCUCUACUUGGGAAAUCCAGAGACGUAGCGCUGCAUCGCUUACGAAGUUUGGAAAAUAAGUUCAAAAAAUCACCAGAACUUCAUAAAGAGUACAAUAUGGCAAUGUAUGACUACUUAGAAACAGGUCACAUGUCCGCUGUAGUGAAAAAAUCCGACGGUGAAGAAAAUAUGUAUUAUAUCCCACACCAAGCUGUAUUACGUCCGGAAAGUACUACUACUAAAUUGCGGGUCGUGUUUGAUGCGUCCGCAAAAACUUCUUCGGGUCACUCAUUGAACGACAAUCUUUAUUGCGGUCAAAGAUUACAGCAGGACUUACCGGGAAUUGUUUUACGUUUCCGACUUCAUUCUGUUGUUUUUACCGCUGACGUAAAACAAAUGUUCAGACAAAUUGUUGUGACCGAAGCUCACCGACCGUACCAACGCUUGCUUUACCGGUUCUCUUUGGAUGAACCAGUUCAAGAAUAUCAAAUGAACACGGUAACUUUUGGACAAAAGUCAUCUCCAUUUCUCGCCAUCCGCACUCUGCAUCAGUUGGCAACUGAUGAAGCAGUAAAUGAACCACUUGUACAAACAGUUGUUAAACGUGAUUUGUAUGUAGAUGACAUAGCAACCGGAGCCGAAAGCGAAGAAGCUGCAAUAGAUCUGCAGAAAAAACUCGAAAACACGUUUGCAAAAGGUCACUUUGAGUUACGCAAAUGGUCAAGUAAUUCCGACAAAUUACUGAGUAACAUUCCACUCGAUCACCAACAAACACUACCAGUGACGUUUGAAGAACAUGAGUUGACAUAUACCAAAGUCUUGGGACUAAAUUGGGAUCCGAAGGUUGAUUCACUAAGCUACAAAUAUCAACCCAAUCCGGUUAAAUACAGCAAGCGAGCUAUUUUAUCCGAGAUCGCUAGAAUCUAUGACCCUCUAGGUCUAUUGGCACCAGUAACCACGGUUCUAAAACGUUUGAUAAAAUAUCUAUGGGUCUUGAAAGUUGACUGGGAUGACAUUAUACCCGAAGAUGCUAAAUAUGCGUGGCAGCAAUAUCAUCAAGAGUUACCAAUCCUGGCAACCUUGCGUGUAUCCCGAUUAGUAACCAGUCCAAACGCACUCUAUGAACUACACGGUUUCAGCGAUAGUUCGGAAGCCGCGUACGCAGCAGUAGUGUAUUUGCGGGUAUGUACAAGUGAUAGAAUAGGUUGUCAUCUCUUAAUGGGUAAGGCAAAAAUUUCUCCAACCACAAAAAUGUCCAUCCCGCGGUUAGAGCUGUGCGGUGCGUGGUUAUUAGCACACCUUUUGGAUUACGUCUCCAAAAACCUAAAAUCUUUAUCCAUUGGCACCGUAACCGCCUGGACCGAUUCCACUGUUGCGCUGGCAUGGAUUAAAUCCCCUACUAGUAGGUUAAAAACGUUUGUUGCCAACCGAGUCGCCCAGAUUCAGCUGUUGACUAAAGGGUACACGUGGCGUCACGUUCCAACCGAGGAGAACCCUGCUGAUUGCGCUUCACGGGGUCUAAGUCCUCAACAACUUACUAACCAUGACUUAUGGUGGAAAGGUCCUACAUUUUUGUGUCAACCUAAAAAUACUUGGCCAGCUCAAAACGCUGACAGUCCAGACAGCCGUUUGGAAGAAGAGGCGGAAGAGAAGCCAAUCACGCUUAUAUCUCAGGUAAAAGAAGAAGAGAGCCGCCUUUUAUAUCAAUCUGAUAAUCUGCAAAAAAUUUUGAGACUUACGGCUUACUGGUUGCGUGUUGGAGAUCAUUUAUUGGGAAAACCUUCGGCUUGUAUUUUCCCUCCGACAGUGGCCGAAACCGAGAGAUCUUUACGAUCGUUAAUACGAUGGACGCAGCGAGUAUUUUUUGCAGACAUCAAAAAAGCUAUUGCUACAGACAAACAAGUACCUGCAUCCGUACAGGAAGAAACAGUAGCAGACAUGGGUGGCCGCACACACGGCGAUCCAGUUGAGGGAGCAGGCCCGAAAACUGUGGAAAGCUGCCACGGCGCUGGAGGGUCGACGGACCAGGGAGACCCUGGAGGACUGGACCCCGGAACGCAUCCGGAGAGCGGAGCUCUGGGAGCUGAGGGCCAACGAGGUGGUGUGGGCGGCCUAUGA
Molecule: messenger RNA, 2943 nt
Organism: Adelges cooleyi (spruce gall adelgid)
Lineage: Eukaryota; Metazoa; Arthropoda; Insecta; Hemiptera; Adelgidae
Exons: 3
Coding region: 1-2943 (980 amino acids)
Source: RefSeq, a predicted model, not a curated record